Molecule: messenger RNA, 3999 nt
Organism: Sciurus carolinensis (gray squirrel)
Lineage: Eukaryota; Metazoa; Chordata; Mammalia; Rodentia; Sciuridae
Gene: Ciz1
Product: CDKN1A interacting zinc finger protein 1
Exons: 18
Coding region: 164-2905 (913 amino acids)
Cellular component (GO): nucleus
Molecular function (GO): zinc ion binding; nucleic acid binding
Source: RefSeq, a predicted model, not a curated record
GUCCAGGCCCCGGCGGAGCUGCGGGGAGUCCCGGAACCCGCGAGCCCGAGCCACCGGGCUCGAGUGUGACUGGCGCGCGGCCGGCGCUUCCCGUGUGGCUACGCGAUUGCUGAGCGCGAGGGGGAGGCUGCGCAGUGGGCGCCGCGCGGGGAGGCGAGCCACCAUGUUCAACCAGCAGCAGCAGCAGUUCCAGCAGCAGCAGUUGCAGCAGCAGCAGUUGCUGCAGCUCCAGCAGCUGCUCCAGCAGUCCCCACCACAGGCCCCGUUGCCCAUGGCUGUCAGCAGGGGCCUCCCCCAGCAGCAGCCUCAGCAGCAGCUCCUAAGUCUUCAGGGCACCCACUCGGCCUCCCUCCUCAAUGGCUCCCUGCUCCAGAGAGCUUUGCUUUUGCAGCAGUUACAAGGACUGGACCAGUUUGCAAUGCCAUCAGCCACAUAUGACAGUGCCGGUUUCACCAUGCCUACAGCAACCUUGGGCAACCUCCGGGGCUACAGCAUGGCAACCCCGAACUUGACAGCCUCUAGCCUUACACCACCCCAGCUGGCACCCCCCAAUCUGCAGCAGUUCUUCCCCCAGGCCACCCGCCAGUCCCUGCUGGGCCCCCCUCCUGUCGGGGUCCCCAUUAACCCCUCCCAGCUCAACCUCUCCGGGCGGAACCCCCAGAAACAGACCCGGUCCCCCUCCUUCAACACCCCCAAUCGCAAGGAUUCUUCUUCUCAGACGCUGCCUGAGGAAGACAGGGCAGACCCUCCAGAGGGGUCUGAGGAAGCCAGAGAGUCCCAGCUGGACACAGCUGCAGACCAGGAUCCAUCCCCCUGCCCGGACACCAUCACUAGCGAAAAGCACACUCGAGCACCUGAGCCUGAGCCCUGCAAGACAUCCGAGCCACCGGCCAAGAGGACCAAGAGCUCAGAGGAGCCCACAGAGAAGGGGCCUCCAGGGCAGCCACAGACCCGGAUGACAGUACCGAAGCAGACACAGACUCCAGAGUUCCUGCCUGAGCCAUUGGAAGCCCGAGGGAUGCCACGGUUCCAGCCACGGGUCCUGCAAAUCCAGACCCAAGUACAGCCACAGAUGCUACCAGUGGACACCCAGGUGCAGCCAAAGCUGCACAAACAGGCACAAACACAGACCUCUCCAGAGCACUUAGGGCUGCAGCAGAAGCAGGGGCAGCCCCCAGCCCAGUCACAGCCCCCAGGGCAGGUGCAGCCACAGCUGCAGAAGCAGGUCCAGACACAGGUGCAGCCACAGCUGCAGAAGCAGGCCCAGACACAGACGCAGCCCCAGGCCCAGACACAGACACAGCCCCAGGCCCAGACACAGACGCAGUCCGAGGCCCAGACACAGGCGCAGCCCCGGGCCCAGACACAGGCGCAGCCCCGGGAGCAGCCUUCAGCUCAGGUGCCGGCACAGCCCGCCGAGCAGCCCCAGAGUCCGCCACAGGCCCAGCGACCGGGGUGUGUGCCGGCGCCAGAGCAAGCCCCUGUUCCGGGUCAUGCCGUGGUGCUGGAGGCGCCGCCUGACGCAGUGGAAGCCGGGGGAGGCACAGAGGCGGCAUCACCAGAGCCAGUGGGUGCCCAGGUCAGCGUGGGAGCGAGCCAGGAGGAGCCGGCCAGUGGCCUGGAUAUGGGAGAAUGUGAAAAAAGAGCCAGGGAGAUGCUGGGGAUGUGGGGCGCCGGGGGCUCCCUGAAGGUCACCAUCCUACAGAGCAGCAACAGCCGGGCCUUCAGCACCGUGUCCCUCACGCCUGUGUCCCGUCCUGGUGACCCCACCUCUGCCACCCCUGCCACCCCCGGCACUCCCUCCAGGCAGGCUGCCACCCCCGGCACUCCCUCCAGGCAGGCCCUCCAGUUCUUCUGCUACAUCUGCAAGGCCAGCUGCAGCAGCCAGCAGGAAUUCCAGGACCACCUGUCAGAGGCUCAGCACCAGCAGCGGCUUGGGGAGAUCCAGCACAUGAGCCAAGCCUGUCUCCUGUCCCUGCUGCCCAUGCCCCGGGACGUGCUGGAGAGAGAGGAGGAAGAGCCUCCACCCAGACGCUGGUGCCACACCUGCCAGGUCUACUACGUGGGGGACCUGAUCCAGCACCGCAGGACCCAGGACCACAAGCUGCCAUCCCAUCUCAGAGCCGACUACACAGCGGAGGGAUGUGGUUUUGCAUGUUCCAGGGCAGGGGCAGAGCCAGGCUGGCUUUCUGUAGAUGUGGUGGGCCUGCGGUGGAAGAUCGCCAAGCAGUCUUUGCGACCCUUCUGCACCAUUUGCAACCGCUACUUCAAGACCCCCCGCAAGUUUGUAGAACAUGUGAAGUCCCAGGGGCACAAGGACAAGGCCAAGGAGCUGAAGACGCUUGAGAAGGAGAUGGCCGGCCAAGAUGAGGACCACUUCAUCACGGUGGAUGCCGUGGGUUGUUUUGAGGGUGAUGAAGAAGAGGAGGAUGAGGAUGAAGAUGAAGAAGAGGAGAUUGAGGUUGACGAGGAAUUCUGCAAGCAGGUGAGGUCCAGAGACAUAUCCAGAGAGGAGUGGAAGGGCUCGGAGACCUACAGCCCCAACACUGCGUACGGCAUGGACUUCCUGGUGCCUGUGAUGGGCUACGUUUGCCGCAUUUGCCACAAGUUCUACCACAGCAACUCGGGGGCACAGCUCUCCCACUGCAAGUCCUUGGCCCACUUUGAGAACCUGCAGAAAUACAAGGCAGCCAAGAACCCCAGCCCCACCUCCCGGCCCGUGAGCCGCCGCUGCGCCAUCAACGCCCGGAACGCUUUGACUGCACUGUUCACCUCCAGUGGCGGCAGCGGCCGCCCACCCAGCCAGCUCAGCACCCAGGACACAGCCAAAACCACGAGCAAGGUGACAGCUCGACCCCCCAACCCUCCACCCCCUCCCCGGCGCUCCACUCGCCUCAAAACCUGAGCCCAGACCCAUCCGGGUCCACAUCUACUAAUGCCCUCUAGGAGUGUGUGCAAAACUUUACGUGGUUGGUGUUUUUACUCAAAAUCCAAUAAAAGAAGGCCGUUUGGCUCUCAGUUCCCACCAGCACUUCUGUCUGGUGAACAGGGGAAAGGGGCUCCCCAAACUGGGCCUUUACCCAGAGCCAGCCUCUCUGGACAUCAUGUGGUGGCAGAACCAGGGGACCAAUGAUGGGCUCCCAGGGACGCUAGGAUCACAAGGCACAUGACCUCUCUAUAAACCUGUCUCCCUCUUUAAUAAGGUAUCAGGGUUGGGAAAGUGGCUUCCAGUCUUCACCGUCCCCUCUAUGUCCAUGAUGGCCAAGAACCCCACCCCAGGGCAGGUGUGCGCAGACACCUUGACUGCCCCACUCCCCUCCAGUGGCCACUGGGGUCCUCCUCCCAACACACAGAGGGGAGAGGCACAGUGGUACAGGAGACCCGUUUAAUGUGGAUGCUCAAUCCCAGGAGGAACAGGAGGGUUCAGGAGCUGGGCAGGCAGGCAAGUGGGGGGGUUGCAGGUCCCCACCUGGCCCCAGGAAGGAUGCUGGGCAGUGGGGGUUGGCCCAGACAGCAGACUCGCAGGAGACCCAAAGGCCAGACCUUGAGGUGUCUAAGCCAGGUGGUGAGUGCUCACAGCAGAGUCUGGCCCAGGGAGGCAGGGUUGGGGCCUGGCUGGGGGCUCAAGCAGCCUAGAGGCUGGCAUCACCAGGGGUCUCCCCGAGCUGCUGCUGGAACUCAAGGCGCGUCUGCCGGUUGGACUCCAGCAGCUCCUGGAGACGCGCAUGGAGGUGGUCAUUCUUCUCCUCCAGGUGAUCUAGACAGGAGUUGAUCUGGUCCAACAUGGAGUUGAUGGCCGCAUACUCUGGGAGGAAGGGGGAAAACAAGCCAAGUUCCUGUGUCUCCUCAGGACUCAGACUCACACCCCUCAGUCCCCCAGCUGACUCCAAAAGGGCUUUGGGCAAGUCCCUACUCUGAGCCUCAGUGUCACCAUCUGGAAAAUGGGUAGAUAACAAAAAAGAGGCUUUGAAGAGAGAAUACCUUAGUGCAUCAACUUUU